GCUCAGUUGCGAAUAAGCCAAAAUUGGGUAGAAAAAGAUUGGUCAAUGUCGACGUAAUGAACUUCAUCGACAUUUCGAUGGAAAAAAAUGUAGAGUGUACUUCUGUGGAUUUACAAAAAUUAAUCCUAGAAAAAUUUGGUUUGUCGUUGACAACAUCAUCCAUUCAAUACACUAGACGGAAAUUAGGCUGGGUAUUAAGUGGAAUCAAGUACUGCCAGCUAAUACGUAUUCCCAACGAAAUUGCACGACUAGAGUUUGUUCAAAAAUGUGUCGAAUGUAAAGACGACUUUGCCAAUGUAAUCUUCACUGAUGAAUCGACAAUAAUGUUAGACAAACAUGGGAGGUUAUGCUUUAAAAAACGAGGAGAACUAUCAAAAUUGAGGCCCUCCGUGAAGCACUCAUAUAAAGUACAUGUAUGGGCUGGAAUUUCGAAACGAGGACCCACAAAUAUUUUUCAGUGGCAUAAUUUUAAGGGACACCCUGAAACCAUUUGUGGAUCGAGUCUUCCCUGA
Hydractinia symbiolongicarpus is the source of this 512-nucleotide messenger RNA. RefSeq lists its product as uncharacterized. The transcript has 2 exons. Gene Ontology annotation, molecular function: nucleic acid binding. NCBI's taxonomy places the organism in Eukaryota, Metazoa, Cnidaria, Hydrozoa, Anthoathecata, Hydractiniidae. The record is from RefSeq and is a predicted model, not a curated record. The coding region runs from base 57 to 512 and encodes 151 amino acids.